CGUAUCCAACACGCAAGACUUUUGUUCAAGAGAGAGUCGAUCCCUGUCAAAUACUACCAGGGAAUAACAUCAAGACGACUUUUCAGCCUACUUUCUCACUAUCAAUAAUGAAGUCCCAGACGAUGGAAGCCACAUACACCACUACCACGAACGAGAAGGGCGAGACAGUGAUCACAGCCACCAUCAAUGAAGAUGAUGACCCUAUCAUAACUCCCGGGGAGUGCAUCGACGACGUCAGCGAAAUGUCUAUCGGAGCGAGUUUCGGACCUUUCAAGCGUCAGCCUGUGCAUGAAACAAUGACACUUGCAGCACUCAUUGCAUCAGACUUGAAGCUGGACCCAAGCAUGACCUACAACAAGGCCAUCAAGGAUUACCAUAAAGACACCCUUGAAUUUCUGCGUGGCAUUGUCUGGAAUGACGAUCCAGAGAAUGAACUGUUUAGUGACGGCUGGCUAUUCAACAACGACAACUUCUUCCGUGGUACAGGCGCAGAUUGGCUAAUGCGCUUUGGAAAAGGCAAGCUCCCCGGUGCUGAUUGCACAAAGGAUGGUUUCAUUGGCAGCACCAAUCUCAUCGCAAGGUCACAUUUUGGUGACCUCCAAUUCCUCCACAGCAUGGCAGACAAGGAAGGAGAGAAUCCGCAGGACACUCAAAGGAAAAUCGUGGCUUGGCUUGAGAUCAUGUACAAGGUCGCUAUUGGACAAAUCUCUAAAGACACCAGAUUGCGAGACGUCGAUUUGGGCCACGGCGACGAACAAGAACGAUAUCCCUUACGUCGCCUCUUCAACGGCUCUACGGCACCCAAGGACACUGACUCAAUCCACACACUCCUGACCUCAAACACAUCGUACAAACACGUCAUGCACGACCGCCGCGCUCUCGGCAGCUGCUUACACGUCAUUCAGGACUCGUAUGCGCGCGGACACUGCCAUCGCAGAACCCAGUACAACGGAAUUCCCAAGCAAUAUGCCGAUGUCAUGAACUUCCACUCAUACAAAGGCCAGGACUCACACGACCACGACCGCUUCGACUUCGGUGACAGGGAUAUGGAGAACGUCAAUUGUGCUGAUAUUAGCCAAUUUAAUGACAUGGAUGGAUGCACAGAUGCUAUCCGCCAGUGUACGAAACUGAUCAAUUUCUGGCUGAAAAAGACGCCGUGGGAGGAGAAUGUGUGGGCUUGGUUGCAGAACGAUAUUUUCCAGAUAGCGCAUAACGCCACUCCUUCAAACACGGAGGUUAAUUAGUAUCUACCACUGAUGAGUUUCCUCCUUUUCCACACCGUUACUAUCUUUUCUCCAACCUGCACACCUUGCGUUUGGCGCUAUGCCAUGCU
Molecule: messenger RNA, 1333 nt
Organism: Gamsiella multidivaricata
Lineage: Eukaryota; Fungi; Mortierellomycota; Mortierellomycetes; Mortierellales; Mortierellaceae
Exons: 3
Coding region: 108-1244 (378 amino acids)
Source: RefSeq, a predicted model, not a curated record